GUCGUGGUAAUCAUUAGUUCCAGGGUGUUCUGCCAUGUUGACGCAAGCUGCUCUAAGGCUUGUUAGGGGGUCCCUGCGCCAAACCUCCUGGGCAGAGUGGGGUCAGAGGGAACUUCGACUGGGCCAACUUGCUCCUUUCACAGCGCUUCAAAAGGACAAGCCACUUUCUGAUAAGAGAAGUGAGCUAAAGAGACGCCUAAAAGCUGAGAAGAAAGUGGCAGAGAAGGAGGCCAAACAGAAAGAGCUCAGUGAGAAACAGCUAAGCCAGGCCACUGUUGCUGCCACCAAUCACACCACUGACAAUGAUGUUGGUGCUGAGGAGGAGAGCCUGGACCCAAAUCAAUACUACAAGAUCCGAAGUCAAGCAGUCCAACAGCUGAAGGUCAGUGGGGAGGAUCCAUACCCACACAAGUUCCAUGUAGACAUCUCACUCACUCACUUCAUCCAAGAAUACAGUCACCUACAGCCUGGAGACCACCUAACUGACAUCACCUUAAAAGUGGCAGGUAGGAUCCAUGCCAAAAGAGCUUCUGGGGGAAAGCUCAUCUUCUAUGACCUUCGGGGAGAGGGAGUCAAGCUACAAGUCAUGGCCAAUUCCAGGAAUUAUAAAUCAGAGGAAGAGUUUAUUCGUAUCAACAACAAACUGCGUCGAGGAGACAUCAUUGGUGUUCAGGGGAAUCCUGGCAAAACCAAGAAGGGUGAGCUGAGCAUCAUCCCUUAUGAAAUCACACUGCUGUCUCCAUGCUUGCACAUGUUACCUCAUCUGCACUUUGGCCUCAAAGACAAGGAAACAAGGUAUCGUCAGAGAUACUUGGAUUUGAUCCUGAAUGACUUUGUGAGGCAGAAAUUUAUCAUCCGCUCUAAGAUCAUCACAUAUAUAAGAAGUUUCUUGGAUGAGCUGGGAUUCCUAGAGAUUGAAACUCCCAUGAUGAAUGUCAUCCCAGGGGGAGCUGUGGCCAAGCCUUUCAUCACGUACCACAACGAGCUAGACAUGAACUUAUAUAUGAGAAUUGCUCCAGAACUCUACCAUAAGAUGCUGGUGGUUGGUGGCAUUGACCGGGUUUAUGAAAUUGGACGCCAAUUUCGGAAUGAAGGCAUUGAUUUGACUCACAAUCCUGAAUUCACCACCUGUGAGUUUUACAUGGCCUAUGCAGACUAUCAUGAUCUCAUGGAAAUCACAGAGAAGAUGAUUUCAGGAAUGGUGAAAAACAUUACAGGCAGUUACAAGAUUGCCUACCACCCAGAUGGCCCAGAGGGCCAAGCCUAUGAGAUUGAUUUCACCCCACCCUUCCGGAGAAUCAACAUGGUAGAAGAGCUUGAGAAAGCCCUGGGGGUGAAGCUGCCAGAGACUAAACUCUUUGAAACUGAAGAAACUCGCAAGAUUCUUGAUGACAUCUGUGUGGCAAAAGCUGUCGAAUGUCCUCCACCUCGGACCACAGCCAGGCUCCUUGAUAAGCUCGUUGGGGAGUUCCUGGAAGUGACAUGCAUCAAUCCUACAUUCAUCUGUGAUCACCCGCAGAUAAUGAGCCCUUUGGCUAAAUGGCACCGCUCCAAAGAGGGUCUGACAGAGCGCUUUGAGCUUUUUGUUAUGAAGAAGGAAAUUUGCAAUGCCUACACUGAACUGAACGAUCCUGUGCGACAGCGGCAGCUGUUUGAAGAACAGGCCAAGGCCAAAGCUGCUGGUGAUGAUGAGGCCAUGUUCAUAGAUGAAAACUUCUGUACUGCCUGGAGUAUGGGCUGCCCCCGACAGCUGGCUGGGCAUGGGCAUUGACCGUGGUUG
This is a messenger RNA of Castor canadensis (American beaver), 1780 nucleotides long. The record is from RefSeq and is a predicted model, not a curated record. NCBI's taxonomy places the organism in Eukaryota, Metazoa, Chordata, Mammalia, Rodentia, Castoridae.